AUGAGAAAAAUUGGAUUAUUUGUGCUAGCAGUUAUGAAGAAGAUGGAGCUCAAGACUGUGAAUCCGAUGGGCCUCGUAAUGGGCCAUGCUUAUGCUGUAAUUGACACCAAAGAAGUGACUUCAAGAAGAGGUAAAGAGCAAAUUCUUCAAAUAAGAAAUCCAUGGGGAAACCAAGAGUGGAAAGGUGACUGGUCAGACUCUUCAGACUUAUGGACUCCUCAAUUGAAAAAGCAGUGUGGAUGGUCUAAUUCAGAUGAUGGAACUUUUUGGAUACCUUUCGAAGACUUUGCUCAAUAUUUUGUAAACGUCACUAUUUGCAGAGUUCACGAUAAUUAUUAUUAUGAAGGACUUCACCAUACUCAAGGACAGGGACAGUUUGCAGUUUAUAAAGUAACACUUUCCAAGCCUGGAAGUACGUAUUUUAUAACAACUCAAGUAGAUGAAAGAAGAUUUAAUGAAGAAGAUGGCUAUCAAUUUUCGCCAGCCAGGAUCAUUGUUGGGAAACUAAACCAAAGAAAGCAAGGAGGCAAAGGUCGUCGCCUAACGUUUAUUAGUGGUUUCUGUGAUAUAAUGCAAAGAGACAUUUGAACGAUGAAUGAACUUGAAGUAGGAACUUAUUUAGUUUACGUCCAAAUGGACUGAAUACAAGACGUAACUGAAGACUAUGGCUUUUCAGUUUAUUCAGAGUCCCCAGUCAAGCUUGAAGACGUCACUUUUCAAGAGAAAAAUUUUCUUUAUGAUGUCUAUACCUACAACUUGGCAAAGCAAACAGUUGAUCCAAGUUUACUCUCAGAAAAUAUUUACUUUUAUGAAGUUGAGCGUCUUGGACCUGGGGAAGAUGGGAAAUGUAUGGAAGGAAUUAUGUUUGAUGUAAUUAGAAAUAAAUCAGAAGACCUCAUUAUUGAAUUAGAAGUGCUCCAUAAAUCAUUAGAAAAUGUAGAACUUGUGGGAAUUUAUGAAGGGAAAGACUCGUAUAAAAUAAAAUUGAAACCAGAAGAGAAAAAGGUUGUUGUUAAAAGACAAGUGAUUUUAACUGAAGAGAUAGAUUGCAGAGUAACCAAGACAAAGAAAAUAAUAGCUAUUUAA
Blepharisma stoltei is the source of this 1086-nucleotide messenger RNA. Lineage: Eukaryota; Ciliophora; Heterotrichea; Heterotrichida; Blepharismidae. The record is from the annotation of a GenBank genome assembly.